This is a messenger RNA of Calidris pugnax (ruff), 2269 nucleotides long. RefSeq lists its product as uncharacterized. Gene Ontology annotation, biological process: signal transduction. NCBI's taxonomy places the organism in Eukaryota, Metazoa, Chordata, Aves, Charadriiformes, Scolopacidae. Gene Ontology annotation, molecular function: GTPase activator activity. The transcript is spliced from 11 exons. The record is from RefSeq and is a predicted model, not a curated record. Bases 1107 to 2168 code for a protein of 353 amino acids.
CCCAGCUCUCCAGCCUGUUCAGAUCGCGCUGGAUGGCGGCACAGCCCUCUGGGGUGUCAGCCAGUCCUCCUAAUUUGGUAUCAUCAGCAAUCUUGCUGAGAAUACAGCCUUUCAUCCCUCAGCUUUUCUACUGACAUGAGGCACGUGGGACAGAGCACCCUCUUGGUCAGUUUUGGGUCACCUCUUUGAUGUUGAAAGGGGUGGAGGUCCUUUCCAAAGGGAAAACACACGUGCCAGCCACAACAGGCAAAACCAAUUGCAGGGCUGAUCUGCAGGUCUUGCAGUGAUUGUGCAGGAGUCAGAAGAGCAUGGAAAUUUGCAUGUGACUCUCCGAGCUGGCAUCUGAAGUGUUUCAAAGGCAAUGCCAUCUUUGCUUCAUGAUUAACAAUGGCAAUCACUGCCCUAAGUAACUACACUCCCAGCUUCCAGGAGGUCUGGUAACCCGCUCAGGGGAUGUUGUUUAUCUAGACUUUCGUAAAGCCUUUGUCACCAUUUCCCACAGCAUUAUCCUGGAGAAACUGGCUGCUUAUGGCCUGGAUGGGUGCAUGCUUCACUGGAUAAAAAAGCAUGGAGAGGGCCAGACCCAGAGAGUACUGGUGAAUGGAGUCCGUUGGAGGCCAGUCACAAGUGGUGACAAAUUUCUCCAUCAAGAGAGCUCUCAAGCGUUGGAAGAGGCUGAGGCUGCCCAGCGAAGUAAUGGCAUCACCGUCCCUGGAGGGAUUGGAAUGAUGGGUAGAUGUGGUGCUUAGCAACUUGGUUUAGUGGUGGUUUUGGCAGUGUUUGGUUGAUGGUUGGACUGGAGGUCAAGUAGGCGAGAGCCAUGGUCUUAGUGGGGAGAGCCCCCCAGUGCCCCUCCCCCACCACGGCCCCCCUGGCCAGUCUUGACAUCACAAUGGUGAACCCAGCGCUGGCCUGGCAACCUCCCCAGGGCCCUGCAGGGACAGUGCUGUGCCAGCACCGAGCGAGCGUCACUGGCAGAGCCCAGCUCUUGCCCAGCGUCCUUGUGAGAGUGGUUUUUGGCACCGCGACCCCCCUUGGCAGCCUUGCGUGGGCCAGCUGGGCACUGUCAUCAGCCCCACAGCUGUGUCCCGCGUGAGGCCGUUGAGAUGGGACAGGUCAACUGCUGCCAGGGCUCCAGGGACGACCCUGAGCCCGUGGCAGCACCACCCGAGCCGCUGCACCGGCAGCGCGUGAAGGUGACCGAGGGCCGGCGGAGCAGGAAGAGGGAGCUGCUCCUCUACAGGGACACCUUGGUCAUCGCCAAGGCCAAACGUGGCAGCGCCCCGCGCCCGCAGCUCUGCCUGGCCCUGGCCAUGCUGCAGGUGCUCUGCAGCGGGAAGGGGGCAGCUGGCGAUGCCACCACGGAGGAGAAGGGCAAGGACGCCAAGUCCCUUGUCCUGCUCUGGCCCUGCGGCUCCUGCGUGGUCACCUUCUGCUCCCGGGUGGUGAAGGAGCUCUGGCUCAGCGCCCUCCUUGGGCCACCAGCAGGAGUGGAGGGAGCCCGCGUCACCCAGGUGCCCUCCAUCAAGCUCCUGCGGAAGGAGCUGAGGCGCCGCAAUGCCGCCACCACACUCCACGCCAGCAGCCUGGAGAGGCUGGUCGAGCGGCAGGCAGAGGCUGGUGCCAAGCAGCGGCCAGCUCCCGUCUCCUCUGCCAGCCAAGGCGGACCUGGCCACACAGCUGCAGGUGGGACCGGCAGCAGGAGGAGCUUUCUUCCCUGGCCAUUUGGCCGGCGAGGGAACUCGGCCGCUGCAGCAGCGCCCGGGCCGUCGGGCUCUGGCAGCAGCGGGGUUCUCUUUGGCCGGCCCCUGGCAGCUCUCUGCAGCCAGGAUGGCACCCCUCCCCAGCCCAUCCAGGACCUGCUGGCUCUUCUGCACCAGCACGGGCCAUCCACGGAGGGGAUCUUCCGGCUGGCGGCCGGCGAGCAGGCCUCCCGGCAGCUCAGGGAGGCCCUGGACUCCGGAGCGGAGGUCCACCUGGAAAGCCAGCCUGCGCACUUGCUGGCCGUCAUCUUGAAGGGUGGCCAGCAAGUUGCCCCAAAGCAACCUCCUGCUCCUCAAGCAGUUGCUGUCCUUGCUGAAAGCCAUCAGCAGCAACGUGGGCACCAGCAGGAUGAGUGCUGCCAACCUGGCCAUCUGUGUGGGGCCAAACCUGCUCAGCCCACCUGAGGAGCAGACCCUCCCCCUCGACGUCCUAGUGAAGGUGACGCAGAAGGUCACGCAGCUGGUCGAGUUCCUCAUUGAACACCACGAGGAACUCUUGGAGGGGG